AUACCAGGGAGAACCCCGCACGUCCUCUGUCAAACUACGUCAUCAAGCCGCGACGAAUAUCAAACUGAACGACAACAUUCAUCAGGUGCAGCUGCGUGGUUUACUUGGAUGACUUAGGUGUGAGGUUAUGAGCAGUCCCAUGGCUGGCUCUGCUGCCUCCAGUUCUAAAGACCGGCCUGCUUCCAGGACCAGCUUUAUUCCAGAGCUACAGAGCAUGAUGUUUGCUCUGGGAGACGCUCGCAGGCCGCUGCAUGAGACAGCAGCUCUGGUGGAGGACAUUGUGCACACGCAGCUUAUUACCAUGCUGCAUCAGGCCUGUGAGGGUGCAGCUCUCCGAGGGUCGAGGGUCAUUUCCGCUGAGGACAUCUUGUUCCUGAUGAGGAAGGACAAGAGAAAGGUGGGGAGGUUAUUAAAAUAUCUUCAGUUCAGAGAUUAUAAAUCGAAACUACUAAAAAGUAUGGAGGAUGAAGACCCUCAGCAAGAAGCAGGGGGUGCUGCCAGUGGUAACCAGCGGAGGCAGCGAUUGGCCCAGGAUUUUCUAGUGUGGAUGGAUCAGACUGGGGAUCUCCUGUCACUGGCUGAGCGACAGGAAGUAGACCCCGUCAAACAGGAACGAAUGGAGCGUUUGGAGCGUCAGACUCGAUCGAUGGACCAGGCCCAGUACUCUGAAUUCUGUGAGAGUCGGCAGCUCAGCUUCGCUAAGAAGUCCUCAAAGUUUCGGGACUGGCUGGACUGCAGCACUUUAGAGCUGAAACCAAACAGCAUCGCCAUGGAGAUCCUGUCAUACCUGGCUUAUGAAACUGUUGCACAGAUUGUGGAUCUGUCUCUGUUGGUGAAGCAAGAAAUGACUGCAAAGACGAAUCCCAUCAGUCAUGUGAUCUCUGCCAGCUACAUCCACUACAACACCCACACUGAGGUAAAGAAAGAUCCUGACUCACCUGAAGCUACUCCUCCUUCUACUCCAGGCUCCUCCCACUCAUCAAAGCCUCUCCUGCAGGGUAAUGGCAGUCUGGAUGGCAGAGCGAGACAGAGGAAACGCAAAAAGAGCUGUCCAGCUGCAGUGGAGCCUCCCAGUGGAGCUAUCCAACCCUGUCACAUCAGAGAGGCCAUCAGAAGAUACAGCUACAGACACACAAGUGCUUAUUGGAAAAGUGGAAUGACAUUCCUCGCCUGCUGAAGACGACACAAACCUUACCAGAACCUCCACUGCUAACUGUAUUUUUUCCUUUUUUGUAAUAAAGACUUUUCUCAAGUUCU
This is a messenger RNA of Notolabrus celidotus (New Zealand spotty), 1257 nucleotides long. It is a transcript of the gene supt3h, whose product is annotated as SPT3 homolog, SAGA and STAGA complex component. The record is from RefSeq and is a predicted model, not a curated record. Gene Ontology annotation, molecular function: transcription coactivator activity; protein heterodimerization activity. The transcript is spliced from 12 exons. Lineage: Eukaryota; Metazoa; Chordata; Actinopteri; Labriformes; Labridae. The coding region runs from base 128 to 1177 and encodes 349 amino acids. Gene Ontology annotation, biological process: transcription by RNA polymerase II.